UGACUUCCGGAUUUGAUCGAGCAGUUUUCAGUGUGUUUAUUAUUACUCUGUUUAAACUUCACUUUACCGCCCUUAUUUGUAAUUUACUGUUGUUUCCAGUGUCUGUUCAGAGCGGAUUUUAUUUCAGCUGUGUGUUUGGGAAUAUGAGCUGAAAUGCCGUCUGUGUCCACUCGAGUGAAGGAUUUGUAUCUGUCCACAUCACUGGGGGAUUUGAACAAGAAGGCAGAAGUCAAACCAGACAAAAUCAGUACCAGAAACUAUGUCCAGAGUGCGUGUAAGAUCUUCAAGGCGGCUGAGGAGUGUCGGCUGGACUGUGAUGAGGAGAAAGCUUAUGUGCUGUACAUGAAGUAUCUGACUGUUUAUGACUUCAUCAAGAAAAGACCGGACUUCAAACAGCAGCAGGAAUUCUUCCUGUCUAUGCUGGGACCAACUAGCUUUAAAAAAGCUAUAGAGGAAGCAGAGAAACUUGCAGAGAGUCUAAAGCUCCGGUACGAGGAAGUGGAAGUGCGCAAAAAGCUUGAAGAAAAAGAGAGAAAAGAGGAAAAGAGUCAAAGAGAAGAAAGGGCAGAGAAAGAUGGACGUAUUUCACCCAGACUACCAUCAGAAAAGAAGGAAAAUAAGAAGGUUAAAGAAGAACCCAAUAACAGUAAGAGCAGAUGUGAUAAAGGCAGUAUCAGUGCAGAGGGUUUAUUUCAUUUGAUGAAGGACCCCAGUAUCAGUGUGCUGGUGAUGGAUGCCCGGAGCAGACAGGACUUUGAGGAGUCACAGAUGUGUGUCCCAUCUCAGAUGUGUAUCAGUGUACCUGAGGAGGCCAUCAGCCCAGGGGUGACAGUGAACCAGAUUGAGGGGAAGCUACCUGCAGCGUCGCUUUGCGAGUGGAAACGUCGAGGGUUUGUGGAUUACCUUAUUCUGUUGGACUGGUUCAGCAGCGUCUCUGAUCUCAAACUGGGCACCACAUUGCAGAGCCUUAAGGAUGCUCUCUUUAAGUGGGACAGCAGUACUAUCCUGCGCAGUGAGCCGUUGGUGCUAGAGGGAGGAUAUGAUAACUGGCUGCUCUUUUACCCCAUGUACACCAGCAACGCUAAAGUCAAACCACCCAGACAGCAGAUGGCCAGCACACUGCCACAACUAAAUUUCACAUACCCUUCACUGGAAGAGCCCAAACCUGUGAUUGUGCAUGAAGAGCCUGCAGCUCCAGUGCAGCUCAAUGGAGAGCGCACAACUUUGUACAAGGAACCCACAACAGAUUACCCUGCAAACACACAAACACACACACCACUGCCACAGCCUGCUCCCCCCACAAGCAUAGACACUGUAACACCGCCCUCCGCCUCGCCCAGACACACUCCACAGAUCGAUCGCUCUAAGAAACCACCAGUGAAACUGUCUAGUGCAAAGGUCAGUGAUAAGCCUGCAGUGAACGAUAUCCCUGCGGAACACAAUGGACCGAUGAUGCCCGACCGCUCCAUCAAACCCAACCUGGACCCAUCCAAAGCUCUGAGCGAGGAGGAACGCAGGGAGAUCCAAGCUGAGACCCUCAGUCUGAUGGAGAAGGCUCGUAAAGAACAGGAACAACGCAAGCGAGCUCAGGAGGAGAUGAGAGAGGGAGAACAGCGAGCCAGAGAAGAGAAGGAACACAGAGAGACAGAGGAAAGACGACAGAGAGAAGAGAACGAGAAAAAGGAAGAGGAGAAACAGCAGGAGAGAAAGAAACUGGAGCGAAAGACUGCAGAAGAGGAGGAUCAUGGAGAAACCGAGAGAGACGAGAAGAGCAGAAAAGUGCAAAAGGACAUUGCACUGGAUGCACAGAUGAAGAGCAUGUCACUGGAUUCACACGUACAUUUCAGCACUGUGAACGACAACAAGAGGGAGCUUCUGACACGAGCACGCAGUGAGGAAAUGGGCCGAACUGUACCUGGGUUACCUGAUGGCUGGAUGAAGUUUCUUGAUACUGUGACGGGCACCUAUAGAUAUUACCACUCGCCCACCAACCGCGUGCAUCUCUACCCUCCAGAGGUCAACACACCUCAAAUCCCACCCAGCACACUUUCCACACCCAAAGCCAAGCCGCCACAACCUGCAGAGACUGAGAAAGAGAAAGAACAUGAGCGGGAGAGAGAGAGGGAGCAGUCCAAACUGAAACGAUCAUACUCGUCUCCUGAUAUCAGUCAGGAGCUCAAUGCAGAAACAAGCAGGAAACCUGCAGCUGUACCUGCAUUUAACAGAGAAAACAAGCCUCUGACUGCAGCCACAUAUGCUAAGGUCGAGAUUGCACGCCCGUCUGCGGCUAAGAUCCGGAAUUUAAAUCCAGUGUUUGGGGGUCAGGGCCCAUUAUUAACAGGCCUUCGUAACCUCGGCAACACCUGCUACAUGAACUCCAUCCUUCAGUGCCUGUGUAACACUGUUGCCAUGGCAGAAUAUUUCACCAGGAAUUACUAUCAAGAGGACAUUAAUCGGGCAAAUAUUCUGGGUCAUAAAGGUGAGGUGGCUGAGGAGUUCAGUGUCAUUAUGAAGGCGCUGUGGUCGGGACAGUACAAAUGCAUCAGCCCGCAGGAUUUUAAAGGCACCAUCUGUAAAAUCAACAACCGCUUUUCAAGCUACGAGCAUCAAGAUUCACAGGAACUGCUGUUGUUCCUCAUGGACGGACUGCAUGAAGAUCUCAAUAAGGCGAACAAACGCAGAGGUUAUAACGAAGAAGACAUCGAUCAUCUGGACGAUGUGAGCGCUGCGGAACUGGCCUGGUCUAAACACAAGCUACUGAACGAGUCCAUCAUCGUUGCUCUGUUUCAGGGCCAAUUUAAAUCCACAGUUCAGUGCAUGAGCUGCCAACACAUGUCACGUACAUUUGAGACCUUCAUGUACCUCACGCUGGAGAUGACGUCCAGCAGCAAGUGCUCUCUACAGGAUUGCUUAAAGCUGUUUUCGAAGGAGGAGCGUUUGACGGACAGUAACCGGUUCUACUGCCGACACUGCAAAACACACAGAGACGCCAUCAAGAAAAUGCAGAUCUGGAAACUUCCACCAAUUUUGCUAGUGCACUUGAAACGAUUUAAAUACGACGGCCGGUGGCGAGAAAAGCUCCAGACAUUGGUUGAUUUUCCGCUGGAUAAUCUGGACCUAUCGCAGUAUGUCAUUGGGCCCAAAAACAACCUGAAGAAAUACAACCUGUACGCUGUGUCUAAUCAUUAUGGCGGGCUGGACGGUGGUCAUUACACAGCAUACUGUAAGAACCCGCUGAAGCAGCGCUGGCACAAGUUUGAUGAUCACGAGGUGUCUGACAUCUCCGCCUCCUCCGUCCGCACAGCAGCGGCUUACAUCUUCUUUUACUCCUCCUUUUGAGGGAAACAAACCGGUCGUCACCAUGGUGACCAGAGGUGAUUGACGCAUGUUUGAAUUGCAACUGCGUGAGGACUCGCAGAAACUUCUGUUAAGGGAACAUGUCUCUCUCUCUCUCUCUCUCUCUCUCUCUCUCUCUCUCUCUCUCUCCCUCUCCCUCUCUCGCGCUCUCUCUCUCUCAGUGGUUGGUACCGCAGUGUCCUUUCUGUAGGACUGUAGCGAGGUGUGAACACAGACUCAGGUCUCACUCGCACAUAAGAGUGUCUUUCUGCUUCCUAAACUCAUGGCUGGACUGGUCAUUAAGCAGGACCAGUAUGCGAUUUAUACGUCUAUACACACACACACUAUAAUCCAAACAGCUCAUCAGGCAUGCACACAUGUUUUAUUUAUUUAAAUAGUGACCAAAUAUUUCCUGCAAAAAUGCAGUACGUGUCUCUGGCCAGGUGUUGCCGGAUCCGAAGUAAACAACAAGACUCUCGAUAAGAAACAACUAAAAUCCCAUCAUCACAACUAAGGGUUUGUUUCUGACAUUCUCAUAUAAACAUUUAUCAUAUGACAUUACUCAGAAACCAACUUAAUCGCAGUCACAAUAGAGCUGUUAUGGUUGUAGUCCAAAAACCAGGAAGGGAAUUGGAAUUUUUGAGCCAUAGAUUUCCUUUGGGUUUUCAUAUGGGAUUUAAUUAUGCCAGUUUUGUAUUUAUAAGUAAAAUAAGGUCUGUGGUAAACAUUGUUAAAAGUACUUGGAUGUUUUGUUCUACAAAAUAUAUUACACACAGUCAUACCUCAAAUGAUAAUUUUGAAGCCACCGUGUUUUUUAACUUGUUAACAAGUUGCUAGAGAGAACUACAAUGGUUUUACAUUUCGUCAGGUACAUGUACUCACAUGCUUGUGGUAUUUGUAGUCCUUAUCUAGCAAGAUGCAUAUUUUAAAAACAUGGUAGCUUUAAAAUAAACAUUUGAGGGAUGAUUGUUUGUCAUUUAUGUUGUACAUCCAAACAUCCCAGUAUAUUUAAGUAAUUUAUACUACAGACCUCAUUUCACUCAUAAAUUAUAAAAACCCAUUGGAAAAUCCAGAGGGAACCCAUGGUGAAUUAGACUUCAGGGUUCGCCAAAAAAUGUAGGUCAUGGCUGAACAGCUCUAAUCACACACAUACUUAACUGCAGUUAAAAUGUAAUUAUGUUAAGGAGUAAAGUACACCUGUGGGCCCAAUCCUAUAGUUUUCAUUGGUCUUUAGGAGAGUCAAAGGUGAAUCUCAUAAAGGAGUUGUCCAGAAGUCCAGAUCAGAUUUCACCCUUAAAGGGACAGUUCACCCAAAAAUGAAAAUUCUCCCAUAAUUUACUCAACCUCAUACCAUCCCAGAUGUGUAUGACUUUGUUUCUUCUGCUGUACACAAAUGAAGAUUUUUAGAAGAA
Xyrauchen texanus (razorback sucker) is the source of this 4748-nucleotide messenger RNA. RefSeq names its product ubiquitin carboxyl-terminal hydrolase 8-like. NCBI's taxonomy places the organism in Eukaryota, Metazoa, Chordata, Actinopteri, Cypriniformes, Catostomidae. The coding region runs from base 154 to 3339 and encodes 1061 amino acids. Gene Ontology annotation, biological process: protein K63-linked deubiquitination; Ras protein signal transduction; endosome organization. Gene Ontology annotation, cellular component: midbody; dendritic spine; extrinsic component of plasma membrane. The record is from RefSeq and is a predicted model, not a curated record. The transcript has 19 exons. Gene Ontology annotation, molecular function: cysteine-type deubiquitinase activity.